AUGAGGAGUUCAAGACCUUCUUCUCCCUUACAUUCUCAGCACCGUCUUUCUCGUCCUUCGACACCUCGUCACAAUUUCUCGGAAACAAUAAUGGAGGAAAACAUUGAUUACGCUGAAAUGAUAGUCACCAAAUGGGAUUUGGAUGGUCCAACAUACAGAAAAAUGUCCACUCUCUUUGGGGAUGAUAGAAAGGAGGCCGAAAGAUUUAUCGAAGGGGUGACUGGCUUGAGAAACACCAUGCACUACUAUGUAAAGAUAAAUUCGAGCUCUGAAAAACUCAUCAGAGCGCAAAGAUUGAUGCAAGUUGCAAUGAAGAGGUUGGAAAAGGAGUUUUAUUCUAUUUUGUCUUCGAACAGAAAUGUUCUUGAUGCUGAAUCUGUCUCGGUCCGGAACUCGAGAGGUUCGACCAGGUCCAGUCUUUCAGAUUUUUUGGAAGAUGAAGUUGAAGGUGAUGAAAUUAUUGAAGAUGAGAAUUCUUUAUCUGAAGCUGAUAAGNGACCCCACCGUGCCCCCACAAGCCCACUUCUUUGA
Molecule: messenger RNA, 531 nt
Organism: Fraxinus pennsylvanica
Lineage: Eukaryota; Viridiplantae; Streptophyta; Magnoliopsida; Lamiales; Oleaceae
Source: the annotation of a GenBank genome assembly